Didymodactylos carnosus is the source of this 721-nucleotide messenger RNA. The record is from the annotation of a GenBank genome assembly. Lineage: Eukaryota; Metazoa; Rotifera; Eurotatoria; Philodinida; Philodinidae.
GAAUAAUUUUUCACACUUUCUCGAAUCUAGUUUAGUUCUGAGCUCUAAGUUGGGAUGGUAACGACUUCAUAUGUUUGGAUUUAGGUUCUGCACAAAAAUGAAAAAGGUAUACGACAAUUUAUAGCAGUGGAUGUUGUAAAAAUGAGAUAAUAGUUCCACAAGAUUAUGUGGACAAAAACCUGCUUUACAUUCCAUAUUCGAGGAUAUAUUGAUAUCGGCACCUAUUUAAGUGCUAAGUAAAAAUAUAUAAAUGCUAAGUUGAUUUUUGUAAGUAAAAUUUGUGUAUGCUUAGUUUAACUAUACCAAUUCAAGUAGACGUUAUUAUUUUUCUGAAGAAGUGAAGCAAAAUAUCAUAGAAUUAUUUGAUUGAAGAUUAAAGCCGAAGAAAAUAUAUGAAGUAUUGGAAGAGAGAAAUUUUAAGAUAACACGUAACCAAGUGAACAAUUAUUUAACUCAAUUACGCAAACAAAAAUUUGUUCGUUCUACUUUAAGUUUAGGAGAAUUAGAAUAUUGGUGUCAAGACAAAUCAACAAUACCACAAUCUGAGGAUGAACCAUUUAUAGUUUCAUUUUAUCGUCAUUAUAAAGAUGAUACUGAUCACGAUGAUGAUGAAAAUGUCGUCGAUGAUGGUAAUAAUUUAGAUUCUUUUUGUCAUCAAAAAGAUUACUUCAAAUUGCUUCGAUUUCAACAAAGUUACAUGCUGAUGCCACCUACAAAUUGA